AUGGAGAAUGUUGACCUGCUUUUCAAGGAAGCUUUCUUUUCCCACUCAACAAGUCUUGCUAUGCUUGGGUUUUCUUUAAAUUUUGUGUUCAAUAUGCUUCAUGAAUAUUCAAACUGUAUCUUGGAUCCGUUUCCUGCGAUGUGCUCCAGUAAGGUCUUAAACAACGAAGACAUUUCAUAUUUGGCCAUGAACCUGCUAAAAGCGGCCACUCUCCCUAUCACUCUCUGCUCUUCUUUUCAGGUUCUUAGUGGAACCGAUAUUGAUGACCUGAACCUUCUCCGAAUUUUCCUCUAUUCCUCUAUAGGUCGCCAUAAAACCAAGGAACUUUGA
This is a messenger RNA of Dovyalis caffra, 330 nucleotides long. The record is from the annotation of a GenBank genome assembly. NCBI's taxonomy places the organism in Eukaryota, Viridiplantae, Streptophyta, Magnoliopsida, Malpighiales, Salicaceae.